AACCGAAAGAAAAACCCCUAAACCUACAGCUGAAAUCGAAACCGUGUGGCGUCGCGUGUUGGGGAUCGUUUUGCAUUUUGUCGGCUCAGCUCUUUAAUUGUGUCACUAAUGAGCCGCAUUUAUGUUAAUCUCGGCACCCGGGACGAGCCCAUCUAAGCCUUUCAAGCGGUCAGGCCGACAACGAUGCCAAUGCCGACGACAGCGGCGACACCGACGACGACGAUGAUGUCGACUCCUGCGGCAUCUUUAUCGCGCGCUGUGUGAAUUAACAUACAACAUACGAAAUACACUCACACGAUACAAAGAUUUCAAAGUGUCUCUUCGCCUCCCUCCCUAUCUCUCUCUCUUACUCUUUCCCUCUCUCGCUCCCUCUCUUUCUACCUGUUGAAUUCUUCGUUUUUGGUAGUUUUCACCUGCUGCGCCGUUUAUGGUUAUUGCCGCAAUUUGGUUGUGACAGUCGGCAGGCGCUUUAUCAUAAAUUAAAAAGUCGUGUAGUCGCAGAGUCGCACAAGUCUCUGCUGUCUGAUCAGUGCGAGUGGUGCAAGUGGCGCGAGUGGUGCGUGUGGUGCUAGAGCUGAUGCUGAUGCUGUUGAUGCCGCUGAUGAAUGAUGCGCUGUUAAGGCCAAGUUAUUUUGCAUGAAUGAAAUCGCAACGAGACGCGACGUGAUAAACGAGCUGCUUCAUCAACUCAGCGCUCUCCGAACGAUGAGUUAAUUUAAAAUGACGCUACACAGAAGGUGUUAAUUAGCAUAUGGACAAAUACAUCAACAACAUCGACAACAACAACUAUUUCGGCUAUCUCAAAACUCAAAGUCAAACUCAGUCAACGAUCUGCAGCUUCAGUUUGUUUACUUUUGCUGUCGUCUGCUCUUUGAGCUCGAUAAUAAUAAAAAAAGCUAUCCAAUGUCUGCAAUUCAUCAGUAAAAAAUCUAUAUAUAUAUAUAGAUAUAUAUAUACAAACGAUAAUAAAAAAUAUGGUGCAAAGCUCAACAAAUUUUCUAUGGCGAGUUCUUAAGUUUCCGAGCCGCGCAUUUAGCAUGAAAAGAAUAUGAGGAAUUAUUGUAUUUCUAUUUGCCUUCCCGUUCGUGCUCGUGAUUGUGUUCGUGCCUGUGUUCGUGCUUGUGCUUGCUUAUUUUCUUUAACGGCGUAGCCAUGUGGAAAAUACACAACAAACUUUUAAUAUACUUACUCUGGAUUAUGGAAAUAAGAUUAGUAUCCAGCUUUACGUCUGUCAUGCUCUGCGGCCGUAUACCCGGUCUGACGAUGGGUCAACGUCAGCUAUGCAGCGAGAUGCCCGAUGCACUGAUCGCACUAGGUGAGGGUCAGCAGCUCGGCGCCCACGAGUGUCAGCAUCAGUUUCGUGGCCAUCGUUGGAAUUGCUCGGAGGUGUGGCAACGCAAUGUAUUCUCCCAUGUUGUGCCAAUCGCUUCGAGGGAGGCUGCUUAUACCUAUGCAAUAGCCAGCGCUGGUGCUGCCUAUGCAGUGACUGCAGCCUGUGCGCGAGGCAACAUUUCGCUCUGCGGCUGCGAUGUGCGGCACAAGACGUCGCCGCCGCCGGAGCCCUGGAAGUGGGGCGGCUGUUCGGCAGAUGUGGAAUUCGGUAUGCGUUAUACGCGGAAAUUUAUGGACGCACGUGAAUUGGAGCGAGAUUCGCGUACGCUCAUGAAUUUGCAUAAUAAUCGCGUGGGGCGCACGCUAGUUAAGAAGCUGCUGCGUACUGAUUGCAAGUGCCAUGGCGUCAGCGGCUCGUGUGUCAUGAAAACCUGCUGGAAAAGCCUGCCGCCCUUUCGCCUGAUUGGUGAGAAGCUAAUGCAAAAAUAUCAAAAAGCCAAAACAGUGCAGGCCCUGAGAGGCAAACGUGGACUGAGAUUAGUAUUAAGCAGAAAGAAGCAUCAGAUGGCGCAGAAGGCCUCACUGAUGGCGCCCAAACGCAUGGAGCUGAUCUAUUUGGAGGCAUCGCCCAAUUAUUGUGAGCGCAGCAUUCAAACGGGCACAUUGGGCACAAGGGGUCGCAUUUGCAAUCGCACUGGUCAUGGCCCACAGAGCUGUGAUCUUUUGUGCUGUGGGCGUGGCCACAAUACGCAGCACAUACAGCGAAGUCAGCAAUGCAGAUGCCAGUUCCAUUGGUGCUGUCAAGUGGAGUGCGAGGUGUGCGACGAGAGUUACGAGGAGUUCACAUGUAAAUAGAGAAUAUAGUUUGCUCGCAAUGAACAGACAGACAGACAGACAGACAGCUAAGCCAGUAAAAGAUGCAAAUGUUGCUAGUAUUACUUAGUUACGAAUAGUUCUUAAUGAUUCUAAUGUUUCUAGUAUUAUGCGAAAUUUCAUGUAUUACAGACCCACACACACACACACACA
Molecule: messenger RNA, 2358 nt
Organism: Drosophila arizonae
Lineage: Eukaryota; Metazoa; Arthropoda; Insecta; Diptera; Drosophilidae
Gene: Wnt2
Product: Wnt oncogene analog 2
Biological process (GO): cell fate commitment; canonical Wnt signaling pathway; positive regulation of JNK cascade
Cellular component (GO): extracellular region
Molecular function (GO): frizzled binding; cytokine activity
Source: RefSeq, a predicted model, not a curated record